ACAGGCACAAGGCACAACACUCGCGCCUCGCCAAGUCUUCGAGUCCCGAGUCCGGAGUCGCGAACGCAACCAGCAGAACGCCCGUUCAGUAGGCUACACACUCCACGAUCAGGCCGCCGAAAACGUCGCGUCGCGUCGCGCUCUCGCCUUCGCCUUCGUCGACGUCGUUCCUCUCUCUCUCUCUCUCUCUGUGCGGUGUGCGGCGGUCUCGGUCUCGCUCUCGCUCAUUCUCGCCGCGAUAUUGGCUACGGCAAUCAGCAGUAGUCGACCGGCAACGUCACAUCGAGCCGGUGCAUUUUUUGCACGCGCUAUCCCAUGUGCGAAUUUCCCUCAUACUUGUAUCUGAUUCGUCGUAAUCGUAAUAAUUUUUGCGUUUGUGUUUUUUUUUUCUCUACUACAAUUUUUAAUACCUAAACGCCGCCGUCAAAUUCGUAAAAUUUUUUCAAAAUCAAUGUAGCCAGGUACCACAGCGAGAAUCACAUAGGAAAACAACAUCAUGUGCAAGUUGUUUAAAACAUGGUGAUCACAGACAUGGGAAGUGACCGUUAUUGUUUACGCUGGAAUAAUCAUCAAAAUAACCUACUCGGAGUAUUUAGUCAAUUGUUGCAAGAAGAAAGUCUAGUCGACGUGACCCUCGCUUGUUCGGAGGGACAUUCCAUACGCGCUCACAAAGUCGUACUGUCCGCCUGCUCUUCCUAUUUUCAAAGUUUAUUUCUAGACCAUCCGAACAGGCAUCCGAUCAUCAUCCUCAAGGACGUCUGUUUCGCCGAGCUGAGAACCUUAGUAGAGUUUAUGUACCGCGGCGAAGUGAACCUAGAUUAUUGCCAAUUGCCGACGUUCUUGAAGACAGCGAAAAGCCUACAAGUCAAAGGUCUCACCGAAAUGACCCACCUACACAAAACGCCGAUAUCGCCGGAUCGCGAACACCUCUGCUCCGAUGACGGGCACACGUCUUCGCGAGACGAAAUGGACGACAUGCCUUCGACGGUGAUCGCCACCACCGGAGGACCAAACAUGGCCGUCGUCUCGGCGCACGCGCACGCGCACGAACCGUUACCAUUAAUACGCCGCCGUUCCAGAUCUCCCAGCGACGAAGACGUCGUCACUGUCGCCGCUACAGCCAACGACAACACCACCACCAGCAUCAGCAGCAUCAUGAGACACAACAACUCAUCAUCGUCAUCAUCAGCCACAUCAUCAACCGCCACAGUCGUCGUCGAUACCGUUCCUCAAACCAAUCCAACAGCAACCACUACCACAACCACCACCAUCGGCACGCAGCAGCUGUCGCUGUCGUCGUCGUCGACGUCGCCGCCUCCGCCAAGGACAUCGGCGUGCCCUUCUGCCUCGGCGUCUUCGCCGACCCGAUCCGCCAGCACUGCUGGAUUCGAUAUUUCGCAACCACAUUCGCCUUCAUCACGACUGCCAAUGUCCGUAUCGCCGCCCCAUCCUGCCGACUCGUCGUCCGUCGGCGACGACCAACGCAGCAUGACGCCCGAUCCGGACGAUGACGACGAGUCCAUGCACAGUGGACCCAGCGACAUGACCAUCGGCAGUCACGCCUUAUCGCCGCAAUGCCUAAAAGUUGUUCCAGGACCCUCUAACUUUCUACCCGCGCAAGAUCGACCUCUGUCGUUAUCAAAAAAAGAACCAAAUGACACGACGAGUUGGAUAAAAACCGAAGAAAAAAGCUCCAGCGGCAAUAGUGGUUCAGAUUUUAGUAUAAAUAGACAUUUAGAUCAGGACAGGGAAAGAGGAGAUUUUGAAAGGCAGGCGGUGUACACGUGUACGUAUUGCGGGGCCGCAUUUCCGCAUCAGAGUAAACUAACCAGGCAUAUAUUAUCGCAUAGUUUGGACUCGUUGAAAUAUCGCGAACAAAGUCAACCUCAUUUACAAUACGCUCCACAUCCGAUGGCGGUUAGCGCCUCGUCGGCGGCGGCGCUCGGUCUGGCGGCGGCUGCCGUCGGCGAGAACGCCAGCGACGCCGAAUGGAGCGGUCUGCGUACGCCUUUGAUGGAGCUGGCGCACGACGCUUCGCAAACGUCCGCCGACGCAUCGGCCGAAUCGCCCGGAGCCGUUUGCAAAUUCUGCGGAAAGGCUUUCCCAGACGUUAGCUCGCUCAUCGGCCAUUUACCAGCGCACACAGGCGAUCGUCCGUUCAAAUGCGAAUACUGCGGCAAAGCGUUCAAGCUGCGACACCAUAUGAAAGAUCAUUGCCGAGUGCAUACGGGCGAACGCCCAUUCAGGUGUUCGCUGUGCGGCAAGACCUUCUCCAGAUCGACCAUACUAAAGGCUCACGAGAAAACGCACUAUCCCAAAUACGUACGUAAAUUCCUCUCGUCGCCUAGUCCCGAAGAAGAGCACAGGCCUCCCGAUCUGCCUUUACCUUGUGAUCUAUCCGUAUCCAUGUCCGAGAAUAACGUCGAAGCUUCUACCAGCGCGCCGCCUAUGUUUAUGCAUAGACCGACGCCGUCGCCGUCGCCAUGACUUAUGCUCUACAGUUACUACUAUUACCAUCAUUAUUUCGCCCAACUUUUUAGAUGAAUUUCUUACAUAUUUUUUUUUCUUCUCUUUUUAUUAUUAUUAUUUUUCUUUUUUGUUCGUUUCGUUUCGUUUAUUUCGUUUCGUUUUUUUUUCUUUUUGUUUCGUGGCAAUUUUUUUUUUUUUUCUAUAAGUAUCUACCCAUUGUAUAGUAAGAGAAAAAAAAAUUUACAAAUUAUUAUUUUUUUUUGUUUCAUCAUUCGAUUCCUCUUGUUUUAUUUUUAUUUUUUAUCUCUCGUCUUCUUCAUAUAUAUAUUUUUUUCUUUUCUUCAUUAUUUUUUUUCUUUCCUUUCGCAUUAAGUAAGCCAUAGUGAUAUAAAAAUUAUGAUUUUUGUCUCGUCUUUCUUCGCGUAUGUGUUUUGUUUUGUUAUUAAGUACGCUUUGUUAUUGUUUACAUUACCUUUUCUCUUUUUUUUUCUUUUUUUUUUUUUUUUUGUUUAUUACCUAUAUAUAAAUUUAGAAAAAAAGUAUUACUUAUAAAUAUGAUUUUUUUCUUCUUCGUUUUCUGUCCCCGCGUACCCGCGUCCCCGAAUCCUCCCAGUUAAUCGUCUCGAUCAAUAGUAAACUACUAGACUACCAGUUAUUGUACUUAUGUAAUGUGCAUCUUUACACAUAUUGAUGCGGAAUAUUGAUUUAGUAUGUAUUUUGAUCAAUGAAGUGUGCGGGUACGUACAUUUUUCUUUUCCUUUUUCGCCUUUUGGAGGAAUUUUUAGAUGACUGAUUUUCUAUAAUAUUAUGUAGGAUUAUUAAUUAGAGUUUCUGAAAGAUUUUGAGUGAGAUUUCCCCUCGCUCACAAAAAUAUCGAAAUCUUGAAAAAAUACAACAAAAUAAAAAUGUAGUACUUUUUUUCAGCACCUUUCAGAUAAUUAUUCUAUUGACUUUGAAAAAUGAGAAAGACCUUCGCACACUUUUAUUACUCUGCUGAUGUUGAUACGUCAGUCAGGGGAAAAAAGAAUCAUCAUAUUAUUCGAAGUUGCUCGAGUUUGUUUUUCAGUUUUUGACAAGUUUCAUUUGGUACACAUUUAUGAGAGAAUAAAACUUGCUAAAAUUAGAAAACCUGCAAGAAAAACUGGAAAAAAUAAAAGAAUUAUUUGAGGAAAAAAUUAAAUUUGACAAAAAAAAAGAAGUUCUUGAAAAAUCGAUCGUGCUUGAAAAUCGAAUAAUCGAACCUCAAAAAUCGAUUCAUUUUCGAUUUUUGAUUUCAUUUGAUCGAUCAUGUUGUCGGAAAUUUACUUCUCGAUCAACUUUAAGAAUUGCUUGUGAAUGACUAAAAAAAUCGAUUAAUCAAAUUGCAAAAAUCGAUUAAUCGAAUUCCAAAAAUCGAUUAAUCGAAUUCCAAAAAUCGAUUAAUCAAAUUGCAAAAAUUGAUUAAUCGAAUUCUAAAAAUCGAUUAAUUGGAUUCCAAAAUGAUGAUUAGAUUGAAAAGUUGAAUAAUCGAAUUCCAAAAAUCGAUUAAUCGAAUUUCAAAAAUCGAAUAAUCGAAUUCCAAAAUCAAAGAGGACUUUUCUGGUGAGCUUGCCAAAAAUUGACAAUCAAUUAAUCAAAUUCUAAAAAUCGAUUAAUCGGAUUCCAAAAAUCGAAUUCUAAAAAUUGAUUGAUCGGAUUCCAAAAUUGAUGAUUAGAUUGAAAAAUUGAUUAAUCGAUUAAUCGAAUUCCAAAAAUCGAUUAAUCGAAUUCUAAAAAUCGAUUAAUUGGAUUCCAAAAUUGAUGAUUAGAUUGAAAAGAUGAUUAAUCUAAUUCCAAAAAUCGAUUAAUCUAAUUCCAAAAUUGAUUAAUCGAAUUCCAAAAUCAAAGAGGACUUUUCUAGUAAGCUUACCAAAAAUUGACAAUCAAUCAAAUUCCAAAAAUCGAUUAAUCGAAUUCUAAAAAUCGAUUAUUCGAAUUCUAAAAAUCGAUUGAUCGAAUUCUAAAAAUCAAUUAAUCGGGUUCCAAAAUUGAUGAAUAGAUUGAAAAAUCGAUUAAUCAAAUUCUAAAAUUGAUUAAUCGAAUUCCAAAAUCAAAGAGGACUUUUCUGGUAAGCUUGCCAAAAAUUGACGCUUCUGGAUAUUUUUUUCCUCAAGAAUCAAUACUUUCGGACUUGAGCAAAUUUGGCAACAAAAAACCAACACACAGAACCAUGUAAGCAAGUUUGCCGAAAAAAAAAAACAGGACUUUUCAAAGUUAGGCAAGACAAAAUCAAAAAAAAGCUCCUCAAAGUUUUUAACAAUUUUGGCAAAAAUUACGACCGUUUGACUAUUUUUUCAAAAAACUACUUCCUGGGAAUUUUGACGAAAAAACAUUACAACUUUUCGUCACUCGUCGCCAAAAAUUGACCUUCUCUGACAAUUUUGACAAAAAACGAAAUUUUUGAAGAAAUUGUUUUUUUUUGACAAGUUUACUUAACAGUGGAUAUUUUUUGAAACUUUUCAUUAAAAUGGUCACGAAUUGCCAAAAAUUGACGUUUUUUGAAAUUUUUUUUCUUUAAAAAUUGACACUAUUCGACUUGGGCAAAUUUGACAAAAAAAAAAUCCAAACCUUAUAAGCAAGUUUGCGAAAAACAGAACUACUGAAACAAAAAGAGGACUUUUCAGGCAGAAAAGGCAAAAAUCAUUGCUUUUUGAACAUUUAGUAGGCCAAAAAAGCUCAAGUCAACAAUUUUGGAAAAAUGUUAAUUUUAUCAAAAAACUAUACUUCAUGAAAAUUUUGAUGAAAAAAAAAAAUCACAACUUUUUGUCAACUCGCCAAAAAUUGUCAAGCUCUGAAAAUUUUGAUAUAUAGCGGGACUUUUAUUAAAAUUUUGAAAAAACAGGAUUUUUUGGCAAUAGAAAGUUUUCAGAAAAAGCAAGCUUUUAAUUUGGCAAUUUUAGAACAAAAAGAGGACUUUUUGAUCAGAUAAGGCGAAAAUCAAUCAUCUUUGGAUCUUUGGGGUGGGGAGGGCGUACAAGAAAUUACGGACUCACAACUUUUGAAAAUUAGCGUGCACUCAAAAAAGAAGUGACAAAAAAAAAAAAAAAUCCUGGGCCACAACAAAUAGUGGAAGUCUACGUUUACAAAAUGAAAGUUUUCGUUUUUUUUUCUAACCAGUUUUUUAGUUCUGUAGACCGCCCCCCCUCCUCUACACAGAAAAAACCGAUCGUUCCUUUCUAAAUUAGAAAAAAAAAAAUAAUAAGAAAUAAAAAGAGAAAACAAGACAUCUACUCCUAAAAUUUUUUGAUUUUUUUUCUUUGCAAUUUCGCACCUCUCUAGACUCUCCCCGUCUCAAAAAAUGACUGCUCCCCCCCCCCUCUUAUAAAAUUCAAUCGUUCAAAUUCUGAAAAAUCGAAUGACAAAAAAUUAAUACAGGUGAUCUGCAAAUUUUCAAAAUAGAAUAUCUUCACCUUCUUCUUCUUCGAGAUUCUUCAAAUUUGGAAAUUUCUCUCUCCCCUCCACCCCUCAAUCUUGUCGCGUCGUCAUUUCUCGAAAAUAUUUGAUAUUUUUAGUUCAUUCUCUCACCUCUAUAGCCUUUUUUGGGGCUUUGGCAAAAAUAAAAUUCGGUUUAGAAUUCAGAUAGUAGAAACAAUAGAGGUACUUUUGAAGACCUUGAGUUUUGUCCCCUUCCCCUCGCCCGCUAGUUUGAUGACACAUAAAAUCGCACAAAUGAAUUACAUAUUUUUUAGAUAGGUUUUUCGAUUUUGAGACGGUUUCUUUACUUUUGAUCAUUUUUGAACUUUUUCAACCUUUUUGCCAUUUUUUUUUUUUUUAGCUGAAACUUGAUGAAAUCAAUUGAUGUCUGUUUAAAUUAUUUUGAAUAAGGUUUGAUGUGUUGAUUAAUGAACUUUCUGGUACAAAUUUUCCUCCAUAACACCUCAAAAUUAAGCCAUUGGAAGCUUCACAUUGGUUAGAAAAUCUUGGAAAUUACGAGUAACUACGCAGACCAAGGUUUUAAAAAACAAACCAUUGCUUCAACUUGAAAAUUUUUCUAGAAUUUGGCUAUGAGGAGAGGGAGGCCUUUCGCUCAAAUAAAAAGCAACAGGGGUUUUUUCGGUGCGGAUUUCUAAAAUCAGCCAGCUCUUUUGAGCAUUGAAAAAAGAUGAAUGGCAAAUUUCUAAAAGACACAGAAAAUCAGCUUUAGAUUUAGAAAAAUUUUUGCAGGUAGGCUGAAAAAGGAAAAGAUCGUACCCUCACAUUUGUUAACAUAUUUUAGGCCAAUUAAAUAUACCGAAAUGAAAAUAGAUCAUUCGUGCUGAAAUCAAUUAUAAAAUUGAUGAAAAAUCGGCAAUCUUAUAGUUCCAUAGAGAAGUAGAUGCCAUGAAAACAAUAAAAAAUGCGUGUAAAAUCACAAAAAUAAAUUUCGUCAUUUUGAAAUAAGCAGUCCAAUAAAACAACAUUCACGAAUCGUUCCUUGUUCGAAUAAUCCCAUCUCUCUUGACAUGUUGGGAUUUCACUUCCCUUCUCACCAGAAUAAAAAAAAUCAGAGUCUGGUUAAAACAAAAAAAAUUCAAAAAAAUUUCGAAAACUGAAAACCAUCUCCUAAUCACCUUUGCAUUUUUUUAACCCUCAUCAACAGUCAUGAAUAACAAUCUGAACUCUUACAGCCCUCAUAUUUGGCUUCGAUCUUCAGAAAAACUGCUUAGAUUUUCUUUCUCAAGAAAAAGCUUAAUUUAUGUACUUGUAACUUAGAACGCAUUCCUUUAAUGAUGUAGUUUCGCUUGGAAAAUAAUUUUUUAGGCUUCUUUCACGUGCUUGCUCGCUCGACAACAUUGUUUCAUAUUUCCAAUGAUCAAUACACUUAUUUACCCACGAAUUUUUAAUCAUGCAAUCGAUAGGAUGACUGACUGUACGAAAAAACUCAAGGCCCAUGACGAUCCCAAUCAAAUAAAUGAAAAAAAAUGACAACUCGAGAAUACAUUCCACUCCAUUCCAUCAAUUCUCUCGUGAAAAUAACACACGAAUGAUUUUUUUUUUCUCGAACCGAAGACUUCAUUAUACGAGUAUCAUCAAAAAAUCUCCGACCCAGUUUCGUGUCUUGGCAAUUUUCAAGCUUUUUAUUAAAUAAUUUGUCACAAAAGGAAUCAAUCUUCGAAAAAAAAGUAUCUCAAAACAGGCCUUUGUUUUCUUUCUUUUUUUUUUUUGCAAUAUUCGGAGUAUCUUUCCAAAACGACGUUUCAGCCUUUUGAUUUGUGAUUCAGAGUAGAAGAUACGGUAUGGAUAUUUUCAGUUUCGAGAAUUCCAUUCAUCCCCCCUUCUGGCCUCACUACAACCCAGUCACUCGUAAAAUACUUUUAAAAAAACACGUUUUUUUUCAAUAUUUAUCGAAUUCUCGACUUCCUGUUUCUUAUAUGAAAAUAUGAAAAAGGUCACUGUUUUCUUUUCUUCUUUUUUUUUUUUUAAGGUAAUAUAAAUAACGAAGGCAAUUUUUGCUGCUUAAGUUUCAUUUCUCCCACGCUUUUCAUAAAUAUUAAAAUAUUUUUCGCGAUAGCUUUCAAUAAUAAAAAUCACCCUAGUAUCAUUCUUCUCGAAAAAAGAACAACACAUUUUUACGAAAUUGACAUACUUCUACAAAAAGCUACAGUCUUAGGCCUGCUAGGCCCAUCAUAAACAUACAUUUAUAGUUCAUAUUGUGUACCUAAAUGAUUCACGAUAUUAAUUUAAGUAAUUAAAGAUCGCAUUGUAAGCUUUCGCGAUGAGCAACCAGCAGCAAAAGCGACCCUAACUUUGAAAUCCUUGCUUCGAGCAAUAAUCAAUCCAAUAAACCGAAUAACUGAGUACAUAAUAAUUCGUUCGUUUGCAAACAAAUCUCUUCUUUUUUUUUCAAAGUACAAAUUUUCGAGAUUACAUUCGUUCCUAGAUGUUACUGAAUUAGUGCCUCAUUGGUUCUACUAUAAUUAUACUAUAUAUUAUAAUAAAUAUAAUACGUUGUAUAAAAGAUUGUGAAUGUUUGUGAUAUUUGAAAUUGUUGUGUUUUAUUCGUUGAUUUAGUAGCAAAACUAUAUAAUAUUACUAAUAAUACGAAGUAAAAUAAUAAAAUUAAGUAAAACAAUGCGCUUUUUUCUUCAUUUUCAGUUUCGAUUUUUAUUUUUAUUCAUUAUUAUUAGGUAGUUAUUCUAUGUAAUUUAUUAUUGUAGUAUUUUGUUUCAAUUUUUUUUCGCGUUUGUGUGUAUCGCCUUCCUAAUUUGAAUUUUUUUUAUAUAGAAAGGGCACACCGUGUCAAUACGUAUAUACUUAGGGUGCUAGGCGACGAAUAAUCAUUUGAAUUUUUUUAACCCCUUUCUCGAACUUUUCCCACCGAUCGUUACAAAUAUGAAUUUAUCUUUAAAAUGACAAUCCAAAGGUGGGCAGUUCUUGAAAUAUCAACCAAGUGCCUCAUCUCUCUCGUGUAUUUAUAAAAUAAAAUUUAUCAUCUGUGUUGCUAUAUUUUUCGAUCAAUAAGGUAAUUUCGCAAUUCGUAUUGAAAAUAUUAUUAUGCUUGAUACAACGAAAUUUUUCACGUGAAUUGGUGGCUAAAGAUGACCAUGAUUGAUACGGUGUAUUCGGUAGUAUUUUUAAAAAAUUAAUCGUUGGUACAAAGUACUUUAAAAAUAUGGCUAGUUAUACUUUAAUAAUUUAAUCAUAGAGAGGUAAAAACUGCUAUGUAUUAUAAAUGUAUUCAUGAUAAUCUAAGAUUUUUAGCAGGUUUAGGUAACUCGUAUAUCUUGAAGUUUGCGUACAAUCGAUCAAAAAGUUGAAAAAGUGUGCCAGGUUUUUAUAAUCUAAUUCAGAAAUAUGGGCAGAGCAAGCUUAGAGGGGGGAUAGACCAACUGGAUACAUUUUCCUGAAUAAAAAUUCAAUUUUCGACCAAAAAACUUCAUUUCAUUUCAAUUUUUUAAAAAAUGAACGAUUUUAGCCAUGCUAUUCUGAUGCUCAAAAAACGAUCUGAUGUGCCACUCUCAUUUAUAUUCAGAAUGCCGAAAAUACUAGAAUCAGCUAGGUCGUAUCACUUUUCAUACCCGAGUGUUUCUCAAAUUAGUUCGCGAACGAUUUCUUCACCAAGUGAUUCAGUUAGGUAGUUGCUCUUUCAAUGAAUCACUUUUCAUCAUUCCACCUAAAAAACAUAGAUCGUUACUUGUCUCCUAAAAAAUUUCUUCCAAAAAAGACCCGAAAAUUUUUUUCAAAAAGUGUGCUGUAUCUACUCGGUCAAAUUGACUCGGUCGUUCGCGAAUGAUUCAUGUUUACAAUCAUUCGUUCAAAGUUCAAAGAUGAUUUCAAAUUCACAUUACAUGAUGUUUGUAGUGCUCAGAAUAUUUUAUUCGAGCUCUAAUUCAUUCGUUCACGAACGAUUCAGUACUUUUUCAAACGAAUCAUUUCGAAUGAAUCCUGCCGGAAUCAAAUUGAUUCAGUCGUUCGCGAAUGAUUCAUGUUGAAAACUAUUUUUCCAAAACGGAGAGAUCAUUUCAAUAAUAUAAAUCAGGUGUAUAGUUUUUUUGGCAUUCCUCUUUGUAAAAAAAUGAUUCAGUCGUUCGCGAACGAUUCGUGUUUCAAACCAUUUUUUCACAACAUAAAGAUCAUUUCAAAUUCAAUUUAAUUAUUCGCAAACAUUUCAAUGUAUUUUCAUCAAAAUAAAUCAUUUACAAUUAUUCCUUUUGAAUUAAAUUGAUUGUGAUUCAGUCGUUCGAGAACGAUUCAAGUUUCGAACCGUUUUUUCAAAACCGAAAGAUCAUUUCAAAUUCAAUUUAAUUCUUUGCAAACAAUUCAAUGUAUUAUCAAAAUGAAUCAUUUAGAAUGAUUCCUUUCUGAAUCAAAAUGAUACAGUCGUUCGCGAACGAUUCAUGUCCCAAUGAUUUUUUUCAGAACUACAAAAAUCAUUACAAAUUCAAAUGACAAUAUUAUUUUCAAUUUGAGAAAAAUUUUGUUCAAACUUUAGAUCACUCGUUCGCGAACGAUUCAAUACCCUUUCAAAUAAAUCAUUCCCAAUAAACUCUCUCAUGAUUCAAAUGAUUCAGUCGUUCGUGAAUGAUUCACGUUUCCAAACAUUUUUUUUCAAAAUGCAAAGAUUAUUUCGCGCGAAGAAAAUAUUGCAUUGCCCAACUUCAAUGUCAAUCCACUCGUUCGCGAGUGAUUCAUUCAUGUUCGCAGCAAUUUUUUCAAUUUUAUAGAUUAAAACAAAAAAUUCAAUAUGACAUGUUUCCAGAGCUAAGAAAAUUUAGUUCCAGUUUUAAAUUAUUCGUUCGCAAACGAUUUAUUUCUUUUUAAAAAAAUAAUCAUGUUGAAUGAUUCCUAUCUGAAUCGAAUUGAUUCGGUCGUUCGCGAACGAUUCAUGAUCCGAAAUGGAAAAAUCAUUUCAAAUCCAAUUUAUUUAUUCGCGAAUUACCUAUUCAAUAUCUUCUCGAAUGAAUCAUUCAAAAUGAUUCAUCUCAGCAUCACAUUAAUUCGGUCGUUCGCGAACGAUUCAUGUUUCAAGCCACUUCUCCAAAAAAGAAAGAUCAUUUCUAAUUCGAAUUAUUCAUUUGUAAGCAAUUCAUUACCUUCUUGGAUAAAUCACUUGAAAUGAUUCUUUUCUGAAUCAAACAGAUUCAGUCGUUCGCGAACGAUUCAUGUUUCAAACCAUUUUUCCAGGGUAGAAAGAUGAUUUAAAAUUCGAUUUAUUCGUUUGCAAACAAUUCAUAAUCUUUGAAAAUAAAUCAUUUUGAAUGAUUCAUCUCAGAAUCAAAUUGAUUCGGUCGUUCGCGAACGAUUCAUGUUUCAAGCCACUUCUCCAAAAAAGAAAGCUCAUUUGAUUUCUAAUUCGAUUUAUUCAUUUGUAAACAAUUCAUUACCUUCUUGGAUAAACCACUUUGAAUUAUUUCUUUCUGAAUCAAAUUGAUUCAGUCGUUCGCGAACGAUUCAUGUUUCAAACCAUUUUUCCAGAAAAUAAAGAUGAUUUAAAAUUCGAUUUAUUCGUUUGCAAACAAUUCAUAAUCUUUGAAAAUAAAUCAUUUUGAAUGAUUCAUCUCAGAAUCAAAUUGAUUCGGUCGUUCGCGAACGAUUCAUGUUUCAAGCCACUUCUCCAAAAAAGAAAGCUCAUUUGAUUUCUAAUUCGAUUUAUUCAUUUGUAAACAAUUCAUUACCUUCUUGGAUAAACCACUUUGAAUUAUUUCUUUCUGAAUCAAAUUGAUUCAGUCGUUCGCGAACGAUUCAUGUUUCAAACCAUUUUUCCAGAAAAUAAAGAUGAUUUAAAAUUCGAUUUAUUCGUUCGCAACCAAUCCAAUAUCUUUGAAAAUGAACCAUUUUGAAUGCGAUUCCUCUCUGAAUCAAAUUGAUUCGGUCGUUCGCGAACGAUUCAUGUUUCAAGCCACUUCUCCAAAAAAGAAAGCUCAUUUGAUUUCUAAUUCGAUUUAUUCAUUUGUAAACAAUUCGUUACCUUCUUGGAUAAACCCCUUUGAAUUAUUUCUUUCUGAAUCAAAUUGAUUCAGUCGUUCGCGAACGAUUCAUGUUUCAAACCAUUUUUCCAGAAAAGAAGGAUGAUUUAAAAUUCGAUUUAUUCGUUCGUAAACAAUCCAAUAUCUUUGAAAAUGAAUCAUUUUGAAUGCGAUUCCUCUCUGAAUCAAAUUGAUUCGGUCGUUCGCGAACGAUUCAUAUUCCAAACCAAAUUUUUCAGAAAAGAAAGAUAAUUUCAAAUUCGAUUUAUUCAUUUGUAUACAAUUCACUACCUUCUCGAAUAAAUCACUUUGAAUGAUUCUUUUCUGAAUCAAAUUGAUUCAGUCGUUCGUGAACGAUUCAUGUUUCAAACCUUUGCUCCAAAAAAGAAGGAUGAUUUAAAAUUCGAUUUAUUCGUCCGGAAACAAUUCAAUAUCUUUGAAAAUGAAUCAUUUUGAAUGCGAUUCCUCUCUGAAUCAAAUUGAUUCGGUCGUUCGCGAACGAUUCAUAUUCCAAACCAAAUUUUUCAGAAAAGAAAGAUAAUUUCAAAUUCGAUUUAUUCAUUUGUAAACAAUCCAUUACCUUCUCGAAUAAAUCACUUUGAAUGAUUCCUUUCUGAAUCAAAUUGAUUCAGUCGUUCGCGAACGAUUCACGUUUCAACCAUUUUCCCAGAAAAUAAAGGUGAUUUAAAAUUCGAUUUAUUCGUUCGCAAACAAUUCAAUACAUUUGAAAAUAAAUCGUUUUGAAUAAUUCCUUUCUGAAUCAAAUUGAUUCAGUCGUUCGCGAACGAUUCAUGUUUCAAAUCACUUCUCCAAAAAAAAAAAAAAGAUAUUUCAAAUUCGGUUUAUUCAUUUUUGUAAACAAUUCAAUACCUUCUCUGAUAAAUCACUUAGAAUGAUUCCUUUCUGAAUCAAAUUGAUUCAGUCGUUCGCGAACGAUUCACGUUUCAAACCAUUUCUCCAGAAAAUAAAGGUGAUUUAAAAUUCGAUUCAUUCGUUCGCAAACAAUUCAAUAUCUUUGAAAAUAAAUCACUUUGAAUGAUUCUUGUCUGGAUCGAAUUGAUUCAGUCGUUCGCGAACGAUUCACGUUUCAACCAUUUUCCCAGAAAAUAAAGGUGAUUUAAAAUUCGAUUUAUUCGUUCGCAUACAAUUCAAUACAUUUGAAAAUAAAUCGUUUUGAAUAAUUCCUUUCUGAAUCAAAUUGAUUCAGUCGUUCGCGAACGAUUCAUGUUUCAAAUCACUUCUCCAAAAAAAAAAAAGAUCAUUUCAAAUUCGAUUUAUUCAUUUUUGUAAACAAUUCAAUACCUUCUCUGAUAAAUCACUUAGAAUGAUUCCUUUCUGAAUCAAAUUGAUUCAGUCGUUCGCGAACGAUUCACGUUUCAAACCAUUUCUCCAGAAAAUAAAGAUGAUUUAAAAUUCGAUUCAUUCGUUCGCAAACAAUUCAAUAUCUUUGAAAAUAAAUCACUUUGAAUGAUUCUUGUCUGGAUCGAAUUGAUUCAGUCGUUCGCGAACGAUUCAGGUUUCAAACCAUUUUUUCAGAAAAGAAAGAUAAUUUUAAAUCCGAUUUAUUCAUUUGUGAACGAUUCAAUAUCUUCUCAAAUAAAUAAUUUGGAGUGAUUCCUUCUCAAUCAAAUUGAUUCAGUCGUUCGCGAACGAUUCAUGUUUCAAACCAGUUUUCCAGAAAAUAAAGAUGAUUUAAAAUUCGAUUUAUUCGUUCGCAAACAAUUCAAUAUCUUUGAAAAUGAAUCAUUUCGAAUGAUUCUCAGUCGUUCGCGAAUGAUUCAUGUUUUCAAAGAUUUUUUUUCAAAACUGAGAGAUAAUUUGUGAUCUGUCACGAGAAAACCAGGUUAGUGUCCAAAACGUAAAUUUUACAGGACGGGCAUUUGAAGUUUUGAAUACAUGUGUUUGGGGAUCUAUGAUUCGUAGGUCCGUGAAACUUGGACCAUUUUUGACCACCAGGGAUGCCAACAUAACCUGACAUUUUUUUUUCAAAAUCAGGGUUGCCAAAGGCCGAUAAUCGAAAUUUCCCUAAAUCGAUUUUUUCGUUUUUUAAAAAUUUUGCACCAAAAAUUUCGCGAAAACUACUAAGAAUGAAUUAUCAACAUAAAAUAAGUUAUUUAAUGAGUUUUUCAAUUUUUUCAAAAAACUUGUUCAAGGUGAAAAGAGUUGAUUUUUCCAGCUUAAGCCUCAUUCAAAUUUCAAAAAAACGGCCUAAAUCCUACAAAUGUGAGCGGAUAACCACAAAAAUUUGCAUGUUGACUCCCCCGGACAUACAUUUUAAGAAAAUGUAAAAAAAAAAUUUUUUUCAUUUUUUUUGUAGUUGCUCUAUUUUUUUAACCUUACAUUUAGGGUCAAAAGAAUCGUUCGCGAACGUUUUUACCACCACAGGCAGAUUCUGCACCCUGAGUACUACCACUAUCCAUCAAAAAAAAUAUAUCGAUUUUUUGGACACUAACCUGGUUUUCUCCUGACAGAUCACAUUUCAAUUUUCAAAUUCCAAUGACAAGAUGUUUCUAAUGUUGAGAAAAUUUUUUUCGAACUUCAAUUCAGUCGUUCGCAAACGAUUCCUGAUCGAAAAAUGAGUAAACAUCAAUUGAAUCAGUCGUUCCUCGUUCGUGAACGAUUUUUUCCACUGGAUAUCUUUCUGAAGCACAAAAAUGACAGAUCCAAACAUUUCUCUGAUUAAAAUUUCAUGUGACCAGAUAAACGAUGCACAGGUCCCUUUCUCAAACAAUUUCAUUCCCCCCCUCCUACACCAAAACCAUAAAAAUAUCGAAACUUGUAGCACCCUUGACCGCAUAAAAAAGGUUAUAAAAGCACAACAGUACCUAAUACAUUACAAAACAAGGAAAAAGUUGGUUAUCCGAGACGAUCUCUGAAACACAGUCACUUAUUUUAAUAAGGCUCUACACAAUAUUACAUCUACGCGAGUAAUUAGCGCAGAAGGUUUUUGUUUUCAUAACACUCGCAAAACCAGAGACUCCCAAAGUGUUUGCGACUUGACAAGCACAUACAUAUAGCUUCUUUCCAACGCGAUCGUGUUAAUAAAUUAUCGCAAUCGAGUACGCUACACACUUCUUCUAAUUAGAUAGGUAUAGUUUAUAUGUAGUUGGCUAAAUACAUAAUAUAAUAAAAUCUACAACGUUUGGCUGUGAUUUUUACAUAUUUCGUAGUUAUAGCGAUGAGAAACAUGGUACUGUACACAAUAUUAUAAUUUAUGUAAUUAUAAUGUAUCAAAGAUGUAAUUCGUGUAAUAUACAUAGAUCGAGUAUUACAUGUAGAUAGGUAUUAGAGUAUUAUUUUACUAUACCAACCUUUUAUCAACGAGUCAUCUUGCGUUUUAUUAAGCGAAUAGGCACAUAAAAAUAAAAUGAAAAGAAAAACAAAUUUUCGACUAUUAUUUUUCGUUGUAUUUAUUCUUUUUCGUGUUUUAUGUUGUAUUACUUGUUCGCAUUUUAUUCAUUCGUAAUUGUUUGUUUUUCUUUUUUUUUGUUUGCUUGUUUAUUAUUUUUUAUAACGAUUACGAACCGAUUAUUUUUAGUAUUUUUUUUCCUGUGUCCUAUUAUUAGGUAUUUUUUUGUUCUUGGCGAAAAAUGAAAAAAAAAACAUCAAACUGUUGAAUUAUUGAAAUGAAAAUUAUUGAACAAUUUUUUUCUGUUUUCGCGUUUUUUAGUUUUUUUUUCUCGAAUUUUUACCUUUACUUUAUAUCUACAUAUUAAAAAGAGUCUUUAUUAAUUAAUUUACCUAGAUAGAUUUAUUGCAGUUUACAACGUUAAAACAAAAACAUCAACAAAAGCGUGAAAAAAAAGCAAAAAACAAAUCCUCUGUAAUUCAUUGUGUUUAGGUUUAUUUAUUGUUUCAGUUUUUAAGUAUUACAUUUUGUUUCGUUUUACUUUUUUAUUUUUGUUGUUUUUUAUUUGAACCAACACGUGAAUUAAAACUCCAAUGGAUGCAGUUGGACGAAAAAUAAAGAGUAAAAUGAUUGAACCAGUAACUAAUUUUCGAACCAAUCGCAAAGAAAAACGUACAAAUAUUGCAGGAGGUGAUGAUCAUACAUUUAGAACUUUAAAAUUUGAUCAGGAAGAUAUGUACUACAUAUAUUGCCCAAGGUGUGUGAAUUAUAACCCAAGCCCAAGCUAAUUUCAUGCAACUUCUCCACGUUUCCUGAUCACUUUCAGUUUCACUAGGUCACUAUAAAAUGCCUCUGAGGCUCUGAUGUUAUCAUGAUUGUUGUUAUUGUUAUUGAUAUUAGUCUACUGUUAUUUAUUGUUGUUAUUGUGGUUGUUUGUUACUACUAGUCGAGUACCUGGGAUCUGCAUACUUAAUUAAUGCGGGUAUAUAACUUAUCACUUUUCUUUUUCAUUCUGAUGGAGAUUUUUAUUUCUUUCAAUUUUUUUUUUUUUUUUUUUUUUUUUUUUUUGUGAGUAUCAUAUUGAAAUGUUACCAAUAUUCUGUUACACAUUGUAUAAAUUAUAUUAGGCAGUAAGAUUACAUAUUUUCUCUAUCAAAUUUUGAGGAAUAAUGAAACUUUAUAGUCAAAAUGGUUGUUCGGUACUUUCCACAUUCCCAAUUAAGAGUUAAUACUCAUGUGAAAAUAUUUCAGCAACAGCUUUUGAAAAUAUCAUCUCAAGUCAACCUAAUUCGAUCGCAACGUUGCUGGUUGCUCUAAUGCCUACUUAUGUUGGCAAAUCAUACAAUAGAAUAUUAACGACUGCAAAGCUUUUUGCAUAAGGGUGCUUCAAAUUUCACUAGACGCACAUUUUCGUCAACGUAGUUCACGUGCAAAUUGAGUAGAAUUGAGUAGAAUUGAGUAGAAGUAGUGUUUUUGCUGGCCUUCUCGUCAAGAUUGCUUAUUGCUAGAUAGAUGUACGUUGGGGUGAAGCUGAAUAAUUUCGCGAUUUUUAAAUCGAUAUUGGAAAGAAAUAUUGCAGAUAAUUCAUAAUUUAUUGAGCUGGACAUGAUUGCGAUGUAUUAGACUUCUAAGGAUUUACAGAGACAUAUCAAAAAAUUUCCACAUGAGUCAGAUGUCACAUCACAAGACAAGUGAGUCAUUCCAUAUCAAGAACGGGUCCCUCCCCCCACCCCCUCGAUUUUUUAUUAAUUAUUACAGUGCUCAAAUUUACAACCCUAUGAAGUGAAACUGGUUGAAAUUGGAGGGAAUUUGUUCACGAAUGAUGCAGUUCUGAAGAAGAGGUAGAAAAAAAAUUCGAGAUCAUUUUUUUUCAAAUUUCUAAAAGUUCAAGCCUGAACUUUUUUUUGAAAUUGGUCGAUUUUUAAAAUGUGUGUCAAAAUUUGGAAAAAAUGGGUACGUACAUUUCACAAAUCAUGUCCAAUUUUGAGUAUUUUUGAAAAAUUUGAGCAUAAAAGAGGCGAGGGGGGGAAAAUUUUGUGACAUCGAUAAAGGAGUGAUGGGUAUGGAAUUUUUUCAAAUCGUUGAUUUCUAUGCUAGGUGGUCAGGAAAGUAUAUGCCAGACGAAAAGUCUGAAAAAAUUCGUUCUAAAGUUGAUUAUUUUAACCAUUUUUCUGGUUUCGAAGAAAUAAAAGUGCUUUUUCAAAUGAAGCAACCCCCAAUCCUCUAUCUUGAUUGGCUGGAAAAAUAUAAAAUAUUUCAAACUUUAAAAAAUCACUUUCAAAACAUUUUUUUUAAAAAAAAAUUCCUGCUUUAGAAAAUUGGGUAAAAUUCAUAAAAGGUGUUGUAGGUAAAUGUUUUACUCGUAUACUGAGUUGUUUUAUGCGUUUUGAUCAAUUUUUAGGGCACAUUGGGGGGGGGGGGACUUUGAGCGAUUUUAAAAAAAUUUAAUUCCUCGUAUGUUUUCAUUUUUCAAAGACGCUGAUUCUGAUCCUGAAACUUGAAAGGCCAACUUUCAGAAGGUGUUGCCUUGAUUCUUCACAAUCACUAUUCAAUUUUCAAAAUUUCGGGUCCCAAUUAUCUUUUGAGGGUUCAGUUUUGAUUUCGAGAGUAAAUGGUGAUCAAAUCGAGGAUCUUAGUACCCCUGAAAACUUGAAUUUUCACACCUCCGAUGCAUUUUUUUCAAAAUUUUGAGCUAAACCCAUUUCCUAUAACCUGAUCUGAGGAGAUCGUUUUUGAUUUUAGGAACACGUUGUGGGUUUUGGCUCCAAAAAUGAAUUGAUUCAUUUCCAUAUUUAUUUUUUUCAUUUUUGCCUUCUGUUGAAAAUCUAUUUCUUGAGAACACUCGAAAAAAAAUUAAUCAAACUGCAAUAAAUGAUCCUGAAAACCAUAUGUUUGAACAAACUUUCCUCUUACAACCUGGUAUUUUAUUUAGAGGAAACGCCAGAACGUAAUUUUCUUUCAAGUUUUUAUCUGGCCAGGCCCACUCCCCCCCCCUCAUGCCUCAAUUUUGAUGAAAUUUUUGAAGAAAAAAUUAUGUGGCCCAUCAUAUUUGCAAGACUUAGUAGUUAUCUACCGGAUUUAUUUUUUUUGAAAAAAAUCACUACUUUUUCAUUAGGUACUUAAAGAAAACUCUCCAUUCAACCCCCCUCCCUUAUUCACACAAAAAAAAAUCAACGAAAACAAAUUUUUCACAGGAAAAUUUUCAAAAAAAAAAAUUGAAAAUUAGUAUAUAAAAGUAUUUUUUACUUUUCAAAAUAAAUUUUUUUUUCAAGUGGUUUUAAGGUUUUUGAUGCACUUGUGAAUUUCUUCAUUUCUUCACUACUAACACUACUUAUUAGAUACCCUGUAAGAUUUUUGAUAGCUCAGAUCUCGAAUUUCAAUCAACUUUAUCGAUACUGGUCCCCUAGAUCCCACAAGAAGCUUCAAACAUUUCAAAAAAUUGAAAAAUUAGUGUAACUAAUCGUUCGUUGGAUUAUCAAAAUGCGGUGAUUUCGAAUAUUGACUCGGUUUAAACUGAUCUGAGCUCCUCAACUUCAACAAUAAGCCCCCUCCCUUUCGGAAAAAAUUGAAAAAUUCCCGUAAUUCUUGGUUUAUUCGGUUUUUGGGAGCCCUUAUUUUCAAGGCUUUUUCGUGGGAGAGUAGGGGGGGGGGG
Messenger RNA from Planococcus citri (citrus mealybug), 18874 nucleotides. RefSeq names its product zinc finger protein 37-like. The record is from RefSeq and is a predicted model, not a curated record. Gene Ontology annotation, cellular component: nucleus. Lineage: Eukaryota; Metazoa; Arthropoda; Insecta; Hemiptera; Pseudococcidae. Gene Ontology annotation, molecular function: protein binding. The coding region runs from base 517 to 2487 and encodes 656 amino acids. The transcript has 5 exons. Gene Ontology annotation, biological process: regulation of transcription by RNA polymerase II.